GGAGAGAACCCAAACACGGAAAUUUAUCUUUGUGUUGCCAAUACUUGACUUACAAUUGGCAUUUGAUAGUUUCUGUUUCUUGUUUCUUUUUCGGCUGUUGACAUUAUGUCGAAUAUUUACUUAUUGCCGGUUGCCACCUUUCUCAUCUUUCAGGUGACAUUCCUGGGCACCUAUAUUGUGGCCGUGCUGGAGGGACAUGUGGUGCCCACAGUGCCGUACAUAAGCGAUGCGGCCGCCUAUUCACCGGAAAGCUGCAUUUUCGGUCAGCUUAUUAACAUUGGCAGCGUUCUCUUGGGAAUCACAAUUUAUGUGCGAUAUCGUCAUGUGUUGCAAUUGUACGAACAUCAUCCGGACCUAGAUGCCGCUGUGCUACGCCACAAUCGGCUGGCACUCUGGUUCGGCAUGUUUUCCUGCUUGGGGAUCAGUUUUGUGGGCAACUUCCAGGAGACGAAUGUGCGUAUUGUGCACUUCAUUGGUGCGUUCUGUUGCUUUGGCUGUGGCACCCUAUACUUUUGGAUGCAGGCUCUCAUUACGUACAUGGUAUACCCGAUGGCUGGCACCAGAAUCAUCGCGCACAUUCGUCUGACGAUGGCCGUCUGCUGCACAAUAUUGUUCAUAAUGCUGGCCGUGACGGGCGUCAUGUCCCACAUUCUUUUCAAUGGCCAAAAUCCUCGAAAGUGGUAUCCGUCCGACGGUGGUUGGUAUUAUCAUGUGGUUAGCACCAUCUCGGAAUGGAUUAUUGCGACAAUCUUUAGCUUCUUCAUACUGAGCUUUACGCCCGAGUUUCGGGACAUUUCGCUGCACCAUCCGCAAAUCUCGCUGCUCUCCUACACUAUGACAGUGUAGAUAUGUAUUGUGCUGAAUGAGCUGCUAUGUCGAUAUAUUCCUUACGCAGAGCUGAGAUCAGGGGGAGCUCAUCUUCAAAAUGAUGCGCCAAGGAUAUGAGAGCUAAUGCUCCUGCUCCUGCUCUUGAUCUUGAUCCUGAUAUAAAUUAUUGCCUAAGUACCAAUAUGUAGAUCGUUUAUUAAAUACGUCAAACACAGACCGUUUAUGGUCAAAAAUGCGAUCCAACUCCUGCUUAUUUGGUGCGAUUCACAAUAACUUAUAAAUAAACCUGCACUCGAGUUGAUAUCAAUUCCAAAAUUGGCAAAUAUUCAAAUAAAUGUCGCAACAAUUUUUAA
This is a messenger RNA of Drosophila grimshawi, 1181 nucleotides long. RefSeq names its product DNA damage-regulated autophagy modulator protein 1. The transcript is spliced from 4 exons. The coding region runs from base 106 to 846 and encodes 246 amino acids. Lineage: Eukaryota; Metazoa; Arthropoda; Insecta; Diptera; Drosophilidae. The record is from RefSeq and is a predicted model, not a curated record.